Drosophila elegans is the source of this 4752-nucleotide messenger RNA. It is a transcript of the gene kuz, whose product is annotated as disintegrin and metalloproteinase domain-containing protein 10. Gene Ontology annotation, molecular function: metalloendopeptidase activity. Gene Ontology annotation, cellular component: plasma membrane. Gene Ontology annotation, biological process: Notch signaling pathway; membrane protein ectodomain proteolysis. Lineage: Eukaryota; Metazoa; Arthropoda; Insecta; Diptera; Drosophilidae. The record is from RefSeq and is a predicted model, not a curated record. Bases 704 to 4474 code for a protein of 1256 amino acids. The transcript is spliced from 12 exons.
UCUGGGCACUCACAGUCGAAAAAAAACCAUCGAACGACUUGGACGCGCAUCUUUGAAACGGAUCUCGGAACGCCGUGGGAGUCGGAAAGUCGGAAAAUCGCUGGACGCGUGUUCGCUGCGCUUGUGUGCGUGCGUGUGUGUGGGUGUGCAGCGGUGAGCAAGCAUAAAUAAAUAAAUCGCCAAGCCAGGCUUAUGAAAUGUGCGCUAAUCUAAUAAAUUGCCCCCGUUUUUGGCCAAUUGAGAGUUGCGGCUAAACAGAAAAAUCGACGGAAAUUCAAAAAUAUACAAUCCAGUGAAUAAACAAAGAAAAUCAUAAAAAAGUUCGUUUUUUAAUUUUAUUUUUAAUUUUUUUAACGAGAAAAUAUUGGAAACAAAACAGAAAUACAAGAAAAAGUGUACGUGACAAGAGCUCGAUAAAAGUGCACAAAAAAUAACGAAAAUAAUUCGUGCGUGCGAAAAAGUGCUGCGAAGUUUUAUGGCCCAUGCCAAAAGUGCUAAAUUUGUAAAUGGCAUGGAAAGUGCAAAGCUCUGAUUAAAAAGCCGCGAAGAGUGAAGCGCGACUUAGGUGCUCCAAACGCAACAAACUACUGCCAAAAGGAAAUUAUUUAAACAAUACAACGACCUCCGAACAAACUAAGCAAACAGAAAUUUGUGCUAAUUCUGUUUAAUCGACACCAUCCACGUUGGAUCCCCAUCGCAUAUAAUGUCAUCAAAAUGUGCUUUCAAGAUUGCAUUCGUAUCGAUCAUUUUCAUCAUCAUCGUAAAUGGUUACGCAAAAGAUAUUUCUGGAGUUAAAAGAGGUCAUGAACGACUUAACGAAUACAUAUCCCACUAUGAAACACUCAACUAUGAUCAUGAGCACAUCCGAGCUAGUCACAACAGAGCGCGACGAUCAGUGACCAAAGAUCAUUAUGUACAUUUAAAGUUUGCAUCACAUGGAAGAGACUUCCAUCUUAGACUAAAACGUGAUUUAAAUACAUUUAGCAAUAAGUUAGACUUUUAUGAUAGCAAAGGUCCCAUUGAUGUCUCCACGGAUCAUAUCUAUGAGGGCGAAGUGAUAGGGGAUCGUAAUAGUUAUGUAUUUGGUUCCAUACACAACGGGGUAUUCGAGGGUAAAAUUAUAACGGAACGUGAUGCCUAUUAUGUUGAACAUGCCAAACAUUAUUUCCCCACAAAUCGCACGGCGACAACACCACCAACUCCGACAACAACAUCCUACUCGUCAACAACGGCGGCUCCACAGAGCAGCACCACAAAGAACACACAACACACGCGGCCUUUGGCCCGACGCAAUAACAACAAUAGCUACAACAACAGGACUGCCGUUGAUAGUAAGACAGAAAACUUCAUAAAGAAAAUUGCUGAAUCCACAACGACGACGACCCAGCAGCUCCCAGAGCAUUCCGACCCGUCGUCGUCGUCGUCGUCGACAACAUUCCCACCCACAACAACGGAAAAUUCCGAGGACGAGCAGGAGCAGAAGCAUAAUGCCGAGGACGAACUUGAUUUUCACUCCAUUAUCUACAAGGAGUCACAUGUCGAGGACGCCUACGAAAAUGUGCGCGAAGGUCACGUGGCCGGCUGUGGCAUCACGGAUGAGGUCUCUCAGUGGAUGGAGAACAUACAAAAUUCAGCCGUCGAAGAGUUGCCGGAGCCCAUGUCAAAGGACUACCAAAAGCUCCACCGGAAGCAGCUGCACAAAAAGUCCGCCCCACAGCAGCAGCAGCAACAACAACAACAGCAGCAACAGCAGCCCCAUCCGCCCAAGAAAUAUAUCGGAGGCGAUGAGGACUUCAAGUAUCCCCAUCAGAAGUACACGAAAGAGGCGAACUUCGCCGAGGGUGUAUUCUACGAUCCAUCGACCGGACGUCGCCUGGGUUCAUCCGCCAACGUGGCCGACUGGCAUCAGCUCGUCCACGAGCGAGUGCGCCGUGCCACCGACGGCGGAGGAGGAGGCGGGUCCGGGGGCUCAUCCGGCGGACCUGGACGCGGUCGCGAGGACAACAAGAAUACCUGCUCGCUCUACAUUCAAACGGAUCCAUUGAUUUGGCGCCACAUACGCGAAGGCAUUGCCGAUCAUGAUCGUGGACGAAAGUACGAGGUGGAUGUGAAAACGCGCGAGGAAAUUACAUCGCUGAUUGCACAUCACGUGACGGCCGUUAAUUACAUUUACCGCAACACAAAGUUCGACGGACGCACCGAGCAUCGCAACAUACGCUUUGAGGUGCAACGCAUUAAGAUCGAUGACGAUUCGGCCUGUCGAAAUUCCUAUAAUGGCCCACACAACGCCUUUUGCAAUGAGCAUAUGGAUGUCUCGAACUUUUUGAAUCUCCAUUCCCUAGAAGAUCACUCGGACUUUUGUCUGGCCUAUGUUUUUACCUACAGAGAUUUCACGGGCGGCACUUUGGGUCUGGCCUGGGUGGCGAGUGCUUCGGGAGCCUCUGGUGGAAUUUGCGAGAAAUAUAAGACUUAUACGGAAACGGUGGCCGGACAUUAUCAAAGCACAAAGCGAUCCCUCAACACGGGAAUCAUCACCUUUGUUAACUAUAAUAGUAGAGUGCCACCGAAGGUAUCGCAGUUGACAUUGGCCCACGAGAUUGGACAUAACUUUGGAUCCCCUCAUGACUAUCCGCAGGAGUGUCGUCCUGGUGGUCUUAACGGCAACUAUAUUAUGUUUGCCAGUGCCACCUCCGGUGAUCGACCAAAUAACUCAAAGUUUUCGCCCUGCUCCAUACGGAAUAUCUCCAAUGUCCUCGAUGUGCUGGUCGGAAAUACGAAGCGGGAUUGCUUCAAGGCCUCCGAGGGAGCCUUCUGCGGCAACAAGAUCGUGGAGUCCGGCGAAGAAUGCGACUGCGGCUUCAACGAAGAGGAGUGCAAGGAUAAGUGCUGCUAUCCGCGUCUGAUCAGCGAGUACGAUCAGUCGCUGAACUCCAGUGCCAAGGGCUGCACACGACGUGCCAAGACGCAGUGUUCGCCGUCGCAGGGUCCCUGCUGUUUGUCCAGUUCCUGCGCCUUCGUGCCCACCAGCUACCAUCAGAAGUGCAAGGAGGAGACGGAGUGCAGCUGGUCGAGCACCUGCAAUGGAACCACGGCCGAAUGUCCGGAGCCACGGCAUCGGGAUGACAAGACGAUGUGCAACAAUGGCACUGCGCUAUGCAUGCGUGGUGAAUGCAGUGGAUCACCUUGCCUGCUCUGGAACAUGACCAAGUGUUUCCUCACCUCGUCCACGCUGCCGCAUGUCAACAAGCGCAAACUCUGCGACUUGGCCUGCCAGGAUGGCAAUGAUACCAGCACCUGUCGCAGCACCAGCGAGUUUGCCGAGAAGUACAACAUACAAAAGGGUGGCAUUAGUCUGCAGCCAGGAUCGCCUUGUGAUAAUUUUCAGGGCUACUGUGAUGUGUUUCUCAAGUGUCGAGCCGUGGACGCCGAUGGUCCGCUGGUGCGGCUGAAGAAUCUGCUGCUCAAUCGCGAGACCCUGCAGACUGUGGCCGAAUGGAUCGUGGACAACUGGUAUUUGGUUGUCCUAAUGGGCGUGGCGUUCAUCGUGGUUAUGGGAGCCUUCAUCAAGUGCUGUGCCGUGCACACGCCCAGUUCGAAUCCAAAGAAGCGGCGGGCUCGUCGCAUCAGUGAGACCUUGCGAGCUCCCAUGAACACGUUGCGUAGAAUGCAACGACAUCCCAAUCAGCGGGGAGCAGGACCUCGAAGCAUUCCACCGCCGGCGCACGAGGCGCAGCACUAUCCACGCAGCGGUGGAGGAGGAGGCGGAGGAGGAGGAGGCGGCGGCGGCGGAGGUGGUGGUCGCCAUGGUGGCUCUCGGUCGCACCACCAAGGAUCGCAUCCGCACGAUUGGGAUCGCCAGCAGGGCGGUCACUCAGUUGUGCCACUGCCCACCGGCGGCAGUCACGCCAGUCGAAAUUCGGCAGCGAAUCAGGCGAGAAGGAGCGAUGGUCGCGGCACACGCUCCACCAGCAGUGGAAGACCACAGGCGGCCGGCAGUGGAGGCGGUGCAGUCAGCAGCAGCGGAGCAGCGCGAUCACAUGGCGGCGGCGGGUAUGGAGCCGAACAGACGAUACCGGGUUCCAUUGGUGGUGGUGUGCAGGCGGCCAUUAGCAGCGGCGGUGUAGUGGCUCGCGCCCAACUGCCGCUGCCAUUGCCACCGCCAAAUGCACAGCAGCAAUUGCAACAGCAACAGCACCAACAACAACAACACAUACAACUACAGCAACCGGCAUUAUCGCCGCAGCAGCAACCGCAGCAAGCGUUCUACGCGCCGAAAGGCGUCGCGCCGCCGCCGCUACAAGUAAGCUUUAGUCGGCCGACAUCGUUGCACGAGCAACAGCAGCAGCAACACCAUCUGCAGCAGCAGCAACAACUGGAGCCGCAGCAGCAACACGCCUACGCCGAUGCCUAUGCGGCCUUGGGGCGGGGCCAAUAUGAAUCCACUACGCGGGCGCCCAACAAUAGCAAAGUUUGACAGCCAAAAGUGGCAAUGGAGCGCCAUAAAAGGCCAAAGGCUAAGCGACUCAAGCAGCAGCAACAGCAGCAACAACAACAACAUCAACAGCAAACAACACAGCCCAAACAGCAACAAAAGCAAAAACAACAUAAAUCAAAUGAACUCAAAUUAAAUGUAAAUGUAAUUUUUAUGCUAAUUAUUUUUAUUUAAGCAAUGUUUGUAUGCCACAUAGGAAAACCGCCAGAAAAAAAAAACACAAAAAAAAAGAUGCAGACAAACUUCAUAAAACAGAAAAA